AUGGCGAUGCCGUUUAUGGCAAGUUGGAAGAUUUCUGGACUUCUUGCAAUGCAAGCAAUGCUGGAAACUGCAGGUAUGUGUCAAGACAAAGUUUGUCAAGGCCAACAGUGUCCAUUCCAGGCGGAUUUUCAUGGAGACAUUCAAGACAAUGUAUGGCUUAAACAAAGACCAACUGGAGCUUCCAACGAUGCCAUUUGGCGUCUGGCUCAACACUGCUAUUGCUGUCUACUUGAGGUCCUGGUGAACGUUUGGGCGUAUCACAGUGCCAGGAGACUCAUCUACGUGGAUCCUGAGACGGGUAUAAUGAUGGAGCAGAAUGCUCUCGAGAGCCGACGCAGGCAGAUGAAAGUGAAGUGGUUCAGCUUUAGCGUGCUCAAGGGAAUGGACGAAGACAUGGCCGAGAAAGUUGACGACGAGCAUCCUACGUACCGGUGGCUCUGGCCACACACGGGAGAAGUGUUCUGGCAGGGAAUUUUGGAGAGGGAGAGGCAGGAGAGAUACAACAUGAAGUUGGAAAGGAAGCGCAGGAACAAGGAGAGGCUGGCUAGAAUGUGUAGCCGUUACAAGCAGAAGUCUCUGGGCCGCUAUGUGAAGUCACCACCGGAAGAGAUGGAGCAAGAUCAAGCUGUGAAUACUGCUGCUCGGUGA
Selaginella moellendorffii is the source of this 648-nucleotide messenger RNA. RefSeq lists its product as uncharacterized. Bases 1 to 648 code for a protein of 215 amino acids. The transcript has 3 exons. NCBI's taxonomy places the organism in Eukaryota, Viridiplantae, Streptophyta, Lycopodiopsida, Selaginellales, Selaginellaceae. The record is from RefSeq and is a predicted model, not a curated record.